AUGCUUUCUCAACGCAUCGCCUUCGUGAUUAUAUUCUUUGUUCAUAUUGCAUAUGUUGAAGCGGCAACAUCAAAUUCUUUAUCGGACUGCCAAGCAGUUGUCUCAUCAUUUCGUACCACAAUAAAUUACACUGCAUCAAAUAUAACAGCAACCACAGGAGUAAAUGUGACGUGUUCCCAAUCAGGAAUGGUUUGUCCUGGUCAAACGAUCAAUGGUGUUUGUGUUUGGAAACGAAAAUUAAGUGUAGUUUGUCGAAAUGCAAGUGGAAUAAUCAAAAUUCGUAUUCAAACCAAUGGUUUACCACCACGUUGUGCCGCUGUUCCAAUGGGAACAUUUGCUGAAUUAAAUGUUGAUUUCGAAGUGAAUUUCAAUCCAAGUGUUAGUGUGAAAUCAUUAAAUCAAAAUUUUUCCAGUAUUUCAACACUUUCACAAGCAAUUUGUACACUAACAAGUGUAUCAACAGUUCCGACAGCUUCUGGUUUUGUUAAUUAUGGUACAACAACUUUAAACACAGCAACAGGUGUUUCAGUUGAUGGUGUGAUGAUUUUUAGUCCUGAUUCAGCAAAUAAUAUUGAUCCAUUUUAUCCACCAGCGGGUGGAACUGCUGAGUCAGUUGAUGCUUGUCUUGCUCAUUGUCAAGCAGCUGGUAUUUAUCAUUAUCACAUUGGAACUGGUUGUCAAGUCAGUCUACCAACCGGAAACGUUUCAUCAUGUGCAAGUGUAACUGCAUGUCGUUCAAGUGUUGCGAAUUAUUCAAUUUCAUCAUUUUCAAGUUAUCAAACAAAAACAAUUAUUGGUGUGGCAAAAGAUGGACAUUUGAUCUAUGGACCUUAUUUAUCUGCAGGUACACGCGUGACAUCAGGCUUCGAUGCUUGUAAUGGAAUGUUUCACGAUUCAAAUGGAAACUACGCUUAUUUUGCAACAUCAACUUAUCCAUAUCUUGUUGGUUGUUUUGGUCCUGCCAAUUAUCCUUCGUUCGGUCCAAAUUGUACUACAAAUGGCCCAUCAAGUUAUACAAUGUCAUCCUAUGCAAACGCAUUAUGA
Molecule: messenger RNA, 1044 nt
Organism: Adineta ricciae
Lineage: Eukaryota; Metazoa; Rotifera; Eurotatoria; Adinetida; Adinetidae
Source: the annotation of a GenBank genome assembly